Messenger RNA from Asterias rubens (European starfish), 800 nucleotides. RefSeq lists its product as uncharacterized. The record is from RefSeq and is a predicted model, not a curated record. The transcript has 3 exons. Gene Ontology annotation, molecular function: chitin binding. Gene Ontology annotation, cellular component: extracellular region. Bases 66 to 671 code for a protein of 201 amino acids. NCBI's taxonomy places the organism in Eukaryota, Metazoa, Echinodermata, Asteroidea, Forcipulatida, Asteriidae.
GAGCGACUUCUCAGAGACUGUUCGAACGUCGCAUCACAUCUCCUGAGAAAAUUAUAUUAUGUGACAUGGAGAUUCCUCUGCACGCUGCUAGAUUGGUGUUCCUUUUAUGGAUUGUGAGCAAGACGCAAGGGAUGGUAUGUUGGAUGGGACAAGAACCUGAUUUAGACGUACCCCAUAAACCCUACCGGUGGGUCAUCCCGGUUGAGGACCCCUGCAUGUGCACCCAGGUUCGACCGGGUGGUAUUACCAACCGUACACCCAACCGCCACUUCAAAGUCAUCUACUUUGAUACCGUUCUGAUCAGUAACUCGCCGGUAGAGAUUCACAAGUGGCUGCAAUGCCCAGAUAAUCAGGAUGCUCUCAGGGUGAAUACACAAUUAACAUCACCAUUAACAGAGACAGUAAGCACAAUAUCAGCUCCCGUGGAACCCACGGACGCGUCAUCUGCAACCGGCGCCAAAACCACCGCGAUUCCCUUCACGUGUGAUGGUAAGAGUGACGGGAAUUAUGCAGAUACCACUGACUGUGGCAUGUACUACGUAUGUAGUUUUUCAAACAUGUUCCACAGGCCCUGUGCAAGUGGCACGUACUUCAGUCCCGAGCUUAGAGUUUGUGUUUUUUUAUUAGGUGACGUUUGCAAUUCUAAAACGUUAUUUGACGAGCUAAAAUAAAAUGUUCAUUGUGGGAAUAACACCCAUCACCAAUAAUAAGUCCCUUUACGAUGUUUCACGUUGACGCACUCAAGUUAAAAUGUAUGUUAACUAUUGUAGUGCUAUAGCAUUGUAAUAAACAUACACGAU